UGUGUGCAGCCUCCAAAACACAAACUAUACCGCUAUUUUACAGUCUUUUCUCAUACAAAGCAAGUCGCGUUGGAAAACAGAGGAACAAAUGCUUGGAAAGUAAUUUAUCUCAGCCUGAUAAACAGACACAGCCCAUGAAAAGCAACUAAACCUGAUUAAAUGUCCCGUGCGUCCUCCAUAUUUGGACAACAGAGGAAACCGAACUGUCCAUCGGACGAAUCGCCACGACUAAAAUUCUGACAUUUAAACGCGUUUCGACGAGGUUAAGGGACUUUACAGAGAGGGGCUAUCAUCAUUGAAGAGGAACCAAACAAUUGACCAGAUGGAGAAUGGAGACUGGGCACACAUGAUGACGGGCACGGUUACCUUAAAUGUUGGUGGGCACUUGUACACCACAUCGCUGUCCACUCUGCAGCGUUAUCCAGACUCUAUGUUGGGCGCCAUGUUCCGUGGCGAUUUUCCAACCACGCAAGAUGCCCAGGGCAACUAUUUCAUAGAUCGGGAUGGUCCUCUAUUUCGUUACAUCUUGAACUUUCUACGAACCUCAAAACUGACACUACCAUGUGACUUCAAAGAGACGGAGCUCCUCAGGAAGGAAGCUGACUUCUACCAGAUAGAACCCUUGAUCCAGUGUUUAAGCGACACCAAACCUCUUUAUCCUCUGGACACCUUUGAGCAAGUGGUAGAACUUUCGAGUACUCGUAAACUCUCCAAGUACUCUAAUCCAGUGGCUGUCAUUAUUACCCAACUCACCAUAACCACCAAAGUCCACGCGUUGCUUGAAGGUAUCUCCAACAACUUCACCAGAUGGAAUAAACACAUGAUGGAUACCAGAGACUUUCAAGUGUCAUUUACCUUUGGACCAUGCGACUACCAUCAGGAGGUCUCCCUUAGAGUACAUUUGGUGGAGUACAUCUCAAAGCAAGGUUUCACUAUUCGAAACACACGGGUACAUCAUAUGAGUGAACGCGCCAAUGAGAAUACAGUGGAACACCAUUGGACUUUCUGUAGAGUUGCACAGAAGGUUGAGGACUGAUCCAAUGCACUGCAGAUUCUGUUCCGUAACCUGUAAAUGGAGAUGAAACCUAAGGUAACCAAUAGAGUGCAACGGCGACCACCUACUGUUUCGGUACUUUUUGUAUCUUUUCCAUAGGCAUUUAGAAAAUCCUUCAAAAAUAGUUCUAAGCCAUGAACCAAACAACCAGUUCUGAGAUGUUUUGAUUUGAUACCAUGUCCACAUUAUCGUUUUCCAAAGUAUGAAGUAAUGGAGAGACACUGUUUUCGGUUUUCAAACCUUAAGCAUAAAAGUAUUUGAAAAGUGGAACUAAUAGAAAAGUACAAGACUGUGUACUUUAAUUAUUUUAUGCAGUAGUGAACUACUCUUCCUAUGUAGCAUUGCGAAUUACAUAAUCAAUUCAGAAAUGACUGUAUAUUAUAAAACUGUUGACUAUAUAAGUCAUUGAUAAAUGUAUACGAUAAAUUUGAUGUACGAAUAUAGAAGUUGUUUGAAAGUGUAGCUACACUGAAUCGAUUUUGUCUCUAUAAUAAGAAGCUAUAGCUAAAAUCAAUUGCAAAUUAACGAAUUACAUUUUUACUUCCAUAGCUGUUGCGCUCUAUAAUUGACACAAUGAAAAUGUUCAUUGUAGUGUGUAUUUUUACCGCUACAGAAAAUAAUGUACAUAAGGAACCUGAGGGGGAAAAAAUCAGUAUUUUUUCCUUUUCACGGUCUUAAAGUUCUAUUUUCCUCAUUCGGGAAAAAGUGACCGCUUCCUACAAUGUCAUGUUACCAAAUCUGUAAAUUCACUCUGUAUAUUAUUAAUAUAAUGCAUCAGUGUUAAAUUUAAAUUAUGUCACUGUUCAUAUGUAUUUAUCAUUUCUCUGCAGGUAUUUCGUCUUGUGAUUUUCAUAAACUGUAAAUUAUGGAUGCUUGGAAUGUGCAUGGUUUGCAUGAUUGUGUGGUAUCUGCGCUACAAUUGAUUUAUUAUUUAUUGUUAGUUAUAUUUCCUCUAUUUAAAUAUGUGAAAAAUGAUUUGUAAUUUGCAUGUUGCAUAAUUAAUAAUAAGUUUAGUAACGAUUAUCUUAUUUGUACAGGACUAGUUUUUCCUUUGGAGGUUAGGUACAUUUUAGUUUUCAAUUCUGUCCGAGUCGAAGACGUGUAUGUUUUCUCUCGCAACUUUGGUAGAAAAUGACAGAGGAAAUCGCCUACUGUUCGCCAACUUUAGCAUCCUCUAAGAAAUCGAAUACAUGCCAGAUAGGAAUGUCUGAGUAUGCAAUUUUUUUCAUAAGCUGUAUACAUUUAUUUAUUACACAUUUUUGUUGAUUAUAGUAAAUAAAGCUACAUUUCCUAUUGCUGGUGCACCUUCAUGAAGGAUUUAGACCUUUUUGCCAACAUUCUGGGUGAAAUAACAUGGUUUAAGUACUGCCUGCUGGCAUCACAUUCGACGUAAUAAAAUAAAAAGAAAAAAUAGAAAGAUAAUUCAAUCAAAUCCCAUUUCCAAUCCCAGACUGAUCAAAAUGGCCACUGUAGUAGCAGCAUUAGUUAUGUUCAUCAUCUUAAUUAACUCUUUCCCUUAAUUAUAUACAUAAUGUUAUAAUCUAUUUUAAUGGGUUUCAUAAUUGCACACAUAUAGAGCAUGUGAUCUUCUUGAACAUCUUUUGGAUCAACCAAGAACGUCGAUUGCCGUUUUCUGUCCAGUGUUGAUGGAAUUCCUAUUGAAACAGGAAGUUUGGGCGGGACAUAUUGAAGUGUUUGUUUAUUUUUUAAAUAACCAAUAGGCUUUAGUAGCAUCAUAGCCUCAAGUCAUGAUUUCUACUUGCUGGUGAGCUCCAAGGGGAGGAACAUUCUCAUUCUUGAGAGCAUUUGAUUGGACAAAUAUCAGUGUAGUGCAAGAUGAGUCAUCGAUAUUUUUCGGUCCAUUUUUCUGGAAGAGACAAACUGCACUUUUAAGUGUGUACUGCUAUAUAUGAAUGUUGUCAAUGUUUAGGAGUAUGCCAACAUACAGAUUGACCUCAAGGCGAAUAAAAUAUAUCGCAAAAUAUAAAUAAACUUUAAUUUCAUGAUGGAGUGUGUGAUUACUGCACCACUGGCACCAAUGAAUGUAUUUGCAAUAAUACAAAAUUCAAACAGCCUUCUGAAUACUCCCCCCAUCUGCUGUAGAUCGAACAAACAGAUAAUCCCGCCCCAACUCACACCAUUGGUUGAGUCCAUGUUGUUGUGUCGGGCUAAACGGUUUACUCAGUACAAACAGAAAAACACUGAAAAAGUUACACACUUCAGCUUUAAAGUUCAUUUUAAUCUAAGACUCUUUGAAGCUAGUAUCUGAAACUAGUCUGUUAUUUUAAGGAAUCACGAAGUGUCAUGUUUGUGUCUAGAGAUUUAAUGGUUUGCCGAGCCGGACAAAAUUCCAGUGCAUGGAUGAGUUCAUUCAUGUGUAAUAAAAUUGACCUACAAAUUAAAAAAACAAGUGUUUUGUCAUGCUGUCACGGAUCCUUCUGACCCACCUACCAAUUUCACUCAACCCUCUCACUCUCCUGAGUACUGAUCACCAAGUACCGAUUGCAUCGAUCAACUCCUCUAUAUAAACCUCACUCCUCUUCCAUUCUGUGUCUGGUCUCAACUUCGUGUACAGACUCACAACUCAUUCCUCUCCAGUGACUCUUCUACUCCAAAUGUUUCCACUCCAGUGCCCAUCUCCUCAAUGCAAGCUUCGCUGUUGCAAACCUCAAGGAAAGUCACCAUCUCUAUCAGCAUCAGUCUUCAUCAUGUAAACGAUCACCACUUCACAACCAAGUACUGUCACGACU
This is a messenger RNA of Xyrauchen texanus (razorback sucker), 3804 nucleotides long. RefSeq names its product potassium channel tetramerization domain containing 6a (gene kctd6a). Gene Ontology annotation, molecular function: protein binding. Gene Ontology annotation, biological process: protein homooligomerization. The record is from RefSeq and is a predicted model, not a curated record. NCBI's taxonomy places the organism in Eukaryota, Metazoa, Chordata, Actinopteri, Cypriniformes, Catostomidae. The transcript has 3 exons. The coding region runs from base 323 to 1036 and encodes 237 amino acids.